AUGGAGUUGUUCCUCUUUUUCCGGCUGGAACCAUGGCGGCUGUUGAAAAAGAAGGUUCCUGCUGUGCCAGAAACCCUUAAGAAAAAGCGAAAGAAUUUCACAGAGCUGAAGAUCAAGCGUCUGAGAAAGAAGUGUGCCCAAAAGAUGCUUCGAAAGGCAAGGAGGAAGCUUAUCUAUGAAAAAGCUAAGCAUUAUCAUAAAGAAUAUAGGCAGAUGUACAGAACUGAGAUUCAGAUGGCUAGGAUGGCAAGAAAAGCUGGCAACUUUUAUGUACCUGCAGAACCAAAAUUGGCAUUUGUCAUCAGGAUCAGAGGUAUCAAUGGUGUGAGUCCAAAGGUCCGAAAAGUGUUGCAGCUUCUUCGCCUUCGCCAAAUCUUCAAUGGAACUUUUGUUAAGCUCAAUAAGGCUUCCAUUAACAUGCUGAGGAUUGUAGAACCGUAUAUUGCAUGGGGGUACCCAAAUCUGAAGUCAGUAAAUGAGCUAAUCUACAAGCGUGGUUAUGGCAAAAUCAAUAAGAAACGAAUUGCGUUGACUGAUAACAGUUUGAUUGCACGAUCUCUUGGUAAAUAUGGCAUCAUCUGCAUGGAAGAUCUGAUUCAUGAGAUCUAUACUGUUGGAAAACACUUCAAAGAAGCAAAUAACUUCUUGUGGCCCUUUAAGUUAUCUCCACGGGGAGGGAUGAAGAAAAAAACAACCCACUUUGUAGAAGGUGGAGAUGCUGAUAACAGGGAAGACCAAAUCAAUAGGCUUAUUAGAAGAAUGAACUAAGGUAUCUGCCCUGAUUGUUUUUGUAAUCUGGUCAGUUAAUAAACAGUGACUGCU
Messenger RNA from Nycticebus coucang (slow loris), 822 nucleotides. Its product is annotated as 60S ribosomal protein L7-like. Gene Ontology annotation, molecular function: RNA binding; structural constituent of ribosome. Lineage: Eukaryota; Metazoa; Chordata; Mammalia; Primates; Lorisidae. The record is from RefSeq and is a predicted model, not a curated record. The transcript has 2 exons. Gene Ontology annotation, cellular component: cytosolic large ribosomal subunit. Gene Ontology annotation, biological process: maturation of LSU-rRNA from tricistronic rRNA transcript (SSU-rRNA, 5.8S rRNA, LSU-rRNA). Bases 1 to 768 code for a protein of 255 amino acids.